AUGGACGUGUUCAUGAAGGGCCUGUCCAUGGCCAAGGAGGGCGUCGUGGCCGCCGCGGAGAAAACCAAGCAGGGGGUCACGGAGGCGGCGGAGAAGACCAAGGAGGGCGUCCUCUACGUCGGAAACAAGACCAGAGAAGGGGUGGUACAAGGAGUCACCUCAGUGGCUGAGAAAACCAAGGAGCAGGCAUCACAUCUGGGAGGAGCUAUGUUCUCUGGGGCUGGGAACAUUGCGGCAGCCACAGGCCUGAUGAAGAAGGAGGAAUUCCCCACUGAUCUGAAGCCUGAGGAAGUGGCCCAGGAAGCUGCUGAGGAGCCGCUGAUAGAGCCCCUGAUGGAGCCAGAAGGAGAGAGCUAUGAGGACUCGCCCCAGGAGGAGUAUCAGGAGUAUGAGCCAGAGGCCUAA
Molecule: messenger RNA, 405 nt
Organism: Eptesicus fuscus (big brown bat)
Lineage: Eukaryota; Metazoa; Chordata; Mammalia; Chiroptera; Vespertilionidae
Gene: SNCB
Product: synuclein beta
Exons: 5
Coding region: 1-405 (134 amino acids)
Biological process (GO): synaptic vesicle endocytosis; synapse organization; chemical synaptic transmission
Cellular component (GO): axon terminus; cytoplasm; neuronal cell body
Molecular function (GO): cuprous ion binding
Source: RefSeq, a predicted model, not a curated record